AUGUUGCCUCAGGUGAAGCGAUCCAGCGAUGAAGAGAGGCUGGGCAUCGAAGAGACACCACUGAUAGAGUGGCUGGUAAGGCACCUCCUGGUGACAGGACUGGAAGAGAGUUUGGCUGAUGAUGCUGCAUUGUUUCCUUGCCCAUGUGACACGGUGAGGAUUCUCCUCACGUGUCAGUCUGGAGAGCUGGUUUGUGGCAAUCUUCCAUGUGCAGUGGACUGUUCUUGGAGCCGCUGGACACCGUGGAGUUCUUGCAGUAGAAGCUGUGAUGUUGGAUCCAGGCGGAGAUUCCGAUCUCCCACAAACCCCCCUGCAGCGUUGGGUGGGAGAGAGUGCGAGGGUGACAUGGUGGAAACGGAAUAUUGCAGUCUGCAGCUUUGUGACAGAGUGUGGAGUGAGUGGGGUCACUGGUCAGAAUGUUCCGUCUCUUGUGGAGGGGGCUUCAGGAACCGAACUCGAGUGAACAUCUCAUCACAAAGCAGUCAGCUGACCAGCUGUAACACUCAUCCAUGUGAAGCCCAUCCAUCGAACUGCUCUGAAGGGACUGUGUGGAGGGAUUGUUCCAUUGGAGCUGACACUUGCACAGAGCUCAGUGUGGGAGAGGAGUUGAGUUGGAACUGCAGCUCGGGAUGUUACUGUCAGGAUGGUCUGCUCCUACAGGAGCUGGUGCCUGGGGAGAAUGGUCUUUGUGGAGUGAUUGCUCACGAAGCUGUGGGGAUGGUGUGCGAUCUCGAAGCCGGCUUUGUGACAGCCCCCCUCCCCAGGGAGAUGGGGAUUUCUGCGAGGGUCUGA
Molecule: messenger RNA, 792 nt
Organism: Rhincodon typus (whale shark)
Lineage: Eukaryota; Metazoa; Chordata; Chondrichthyes; Orectolobiformes; Rhincodontidae
Product: SCO-spondin-like
Exons: 7
Coding region: 1-792 (263 amino acids)
Source: RefSeq, a predicted model, not a curated record